Molecule: messenger RNA, 1752 nt
Organism: Drosophila obscura
Lineage: Eukaryota; Metazoa; Arthropoda; Insecta; Diptera; Drosophilidae
Product: allantoinase
Exons: 3
Coding region: 12-1487 (491 amino acids)
Biological process (GO): purine nucleobase catabolic process; allantoin catabolic process
Cellular component (GO): cytoplasm
Molecular function (GO): zinc ion binding; allantoinase activity; cobalt ion binding
Source: RefSeq, a predicted model, not a curated record
UCGAUUUUAUAAUGGAUUUGUUGUUCCUCAGCCGGCGAAUAUUUUUGGGCGACGGCAGUCACGAGACGCCCCUCCACGGCGGCAUCGUCGUCGACACACAGGGCAUCAUCCGCCAGGUGCUAAGAUCUCCCCAAGAGGUCAACACCUACCUGUACAACAUCGAGUCCGAGGCCGUCUAUGAUUUUGGCGACCUGGUUCUUAUGCCCGGCCUCAUCGACUCCAAUGUUCACAUCAACGAGCCGGGCCGGAAGGACUGGGAGGGCUUUGUGACGGCCACCAAGGCCGCUGCCGCCGGGGGCUUCACAACCAUCAUCGAUCGUCCUGCCAACGCCUCGCCCCCCACCAUCAGUGUGGCGGCCCUCUCGGCCAAGACGGCUACGGCCCGUGGGAAGAUCUACGUGGACGUGGGCUUCUGGGGCGGCAUCGUUCCGGGCAACGGGGACCAACUGGCACCGCUGCUCGCCGCCGGCGUCAUGGGGCUACAGUGCACCCUCUGCGGCUCAGCGAGUCCAGUCGGCGAGGAGUUUCCUUCCGUAGACGAGACGCAGCUGGAGGAGGCGCUGCAGCGGCUCGGAACGGAGAACGAGGACGAUGGAGUUAUUGCUGUCCAUGCCGAGCUCCCGCUCGCCGUUGACAUUCCAGCUGACGAGGAGGCACCCAAGGAGUACGCCAGUUUCCUGGUCACCCGUCCACCCGCCAUGGAGGUGACCGCGAUGCAGCUGCUCAGCCGCCUGGCCCAGCGCUAUCCGCGCCGCCGUCUGCACGCCCUAAACGUGAGCAGCGCCGAAGCAUUGGCCCCGGCAGAGGCCUGCCAGCAAGCGGGCGUCCACCUGACGGUGGAGACCUGCCCCCACUAUCUGGCCCUCAGUGCGGAGGAGGUGCCCCAGUGCGGAACGGAGUUCAAGACUUGGCCGCCCAUCCGGCAGCGGUCCAACCAGGAGCAGCUGCGGCGCGCGCUACGGCCGGGCGGGGCCAUCCGGAUGAUCGCCAGCGAUCACUCUCCCUGCACGCCUGGCAUCCGCUGCCUCACGGGCGGGCGGGGUCGGGGCAAUUUCCUCAAGGCCUGGCCUGGCAUCAACUCCCUGCAGCUGUCCCUUCCCGUGGUGUGGACAGCAGUGGGCGAACGAGGAGGAGCAGGAGGAGCCAGUGAUGACCUGAGGCUGUCCGUUUCGGAUAUCCACCGCCUCAUGUGCUGGGAGCCGGCGAAGCUGUGCGGCUUGGACAGGUUCAAGGGCCGCAUCGCCGAGGGCUACGACGGUGACUUCUGUGUCUGGAGUCCCGAGGAGGAGUUCAGCGUCGCACCGGGGAAUCUCUAUACCGCCACCAAGGCCACGCCCUAUGCGGGCCGCCGUCUGCGAGGCGUGGUGCAUGCCACGGUGGUUCGUGGCCUGCAUGUCUAUCAGCAGUUCGAGGGCUUCGGGCAGCCCCUGGGGAAGGUCCUGUUGCGGAAGAGCAGCCGGAAGGUGGUCAAGUUCGUUCGAAUGUGAUGAGGUGGACACAAGAUGAGGGCGUAUGGGAUGCCCUGGGGCGCAGAGGACUGUGCAGGGUAAACUUUGUUAAUUAAAAUCAUUAAGAGAUUGGGCUGAAAUCCUCCACGCUCCACGCCAUACUUACUCGCGUGUCUUGGCUGGAGAUGAAGAUGGCGAUGGCGAUGGUGACGGAGACGGAGACGGAAACGAAGACGGUGAGACGUGCAACAAGUUGUCGCGUGGCAACGCUGAGUAAACAUGACACCAAGCACUGACCCCACAU